AUGGUUAUGAUCUGUCUCAUCUCGGUUAUACUUGGCACAGCUGCUCUGCUUGUCACGGUUUACUGCAUUAUGAGACUUGCUAAACUGUGCAGACGGUCUGGCAGACCAGCUAUUCAUUCUCAAUUGAUACCUCAAGAUGAAAUCGGCGAUGAUGAUUUACUGAUGAAGUACUAAUUCCAUACGCUGUUCAUUGCACUCGAAGAUAUUUCUGCUGUUUUAAAAUCAAUAACAUUACUAUGUAAAUUAAUUCGGAGAACUUCGUCAACUAUAUAGACUGUAUUUCGGUUAUUUAAAAAGCUUUUGACUGUAUUUUAAAGUUAUAACCUGACGUUUCCAGCAUGGUUAGACCACGGCAUUUCAAAGCGAAAGAUGAUGAUGAAAUUCUGCAGUUAUCGGACUAUAGUUGAAGUACAAUCGUCUCUUGAUAUUUGUUGCAGCAUAGAUCAUAUUUACCGAACGGUAAGAACUCUCAGGAAUUUUUUUCAAGUCUUCUCCCACACCUUCCGUUUUGAGUGAUGUAUCAUCUUCAUAACACAACGUAACGUAUACAAAGCAUUAUGAUAUACAAUAGAGAUACUGUCAUGGUUCAUACUGGAAUCAGUUGACCGAUUUUUUACAUAACCAGCCGAUUCAUCCAAUAUUAGCGCAAAAUCGACUUAUUAUACGGAGGACAGAAUCGGUUCAAAUUUUUUUACUGAAGAGCUUAUUAUUUUAAUAGAUGGUGCGCCAAGUUUACCGUGGUUUAAAUAACUUUUAGGGUUUGGGGGGUAGGUGGG
Molecule: messenger RNA, 776 nt
Organism: Didymodactylos carnosus
Lineage: Eukaryota; Metazoa; Rotifera; Eurotatoria; Philodinida; Philodinidae
Source: the annotation of a GenBank genome assembly